AUGACUGUGCAGGAGAAAAACAAGAAGAAAACUUCAAUGUUACAAGUGGGAGAAGCGUUAGAGAAUGUCACAUUAGCGUCUCCCUUAGACAAAUAUCGCUUUCAAAUUUUGGACAGCGGUGUAUUAGCCUUAAUAAACACUGAAAAUAAGCAUACAACAUUUAUCUCUGAUACAAAUUCAUACUGGCCCGUGCGAUGGCAUUCAGAAAUGCAGAAGGAUGGAGUACUCAGUCUUACCUGGUCACAUCCUAGUCCAUCAAGACAAGGGACGGCGUGGACCUCGAACUUUCUACCUAAUUGUAAAGGACUAGAAUCAGCAAUGGCUAAAUCGUCGAGUCCUUUUCUAGAGCUGCUUGACAGUGGAUUGUUGCACAUUCGUUCUGAUCAACGCAUACUCUGUGUAUUGCACUCCGCUACAGAAGACAAAGGUCGAUUGGCAGUACUCAUUAGUGGUUUCUUACGCACGUAUCUGCAGACAUGCACUAGUCAUGUUCAAAAGAUUUUGUCUCUUUGGCAGGAUUUGGAAUGA
Molecule: messenger RNA, 528 nt
Organism: Adineta ricciae
Lineage: Eukaryota; Metazoa; Rotifera; Eurotatoria; Adinetida; Adinetidae
Source: the annotation of a GenBank genome assembly